UGGGCGGCGGAUGAGGCGCGUGUGAGCCACACGGCACCAGGCUGCGCCCUCCGCCGCCGCACAACCUCACCGGCAUCUCCAUCCAUCCACCGCUCCCAGCCAUCUCGUCUCCCCCUGCUUCUCUGGCUCGCGGCUGGCUCGCCUACGGCGGCGCGCGCGGCCUAGCUUGUGGUGGGCUCGCCUGCGGCGACACGCGCGGCCUCGCCCGUGGCGGCGCAUGGCCUCGCCCACGGCGGCUCGUGGCCUCGCGGCUCCCUUGAGUUCUCAGCUCUACAGCUCUACAUCUCCCCUGCUUCUCUCUCCCCCUGUUUCUCGCUCCCCAACCACAGCCGCCUGCUCGCGCACCUCUGCCACGCGGGAGGCCGCCUCGCCUUCCGCACUGCAGCCCUCCCGGCGGACGGGCGCGGCGACGGCGCCGCCUCUUACAAGGAGCUCGGUCUGUACUUGAAAAAGAGGAUUGAAGAUGCAGUUGUCCGGGUUGAAACCACCACAUCCAGUGCUCUGGAGAUGGAGGAAGCACAGAGAAUUAAGCAGGAAGAGGUACUGCAGAAGCGUAACUUGUGGGAUAAUCCAGCUAAGUCACAUGAGACGCUCUCUGCUCUGGCGGAUGCCAUCAGGGUGGUCGACCAUCUAAAAGAUCUCCGCUUCAAGGCUGAAGAGGCAAAGUUGAUAAGUCAACUAUCAGAGAUGGAUGUCAUAAAUGGUGAGCUAUUUAAGCAAGCAUACAAAUCUUAAGUAGAUGCUAGCGAGUAUCUAUAUCGCUACCAGAUGUACAAGCUUCUUAAGGGUCCAUUUGACAAGGAAGGAGCUUGUAUUAUUGUUACUGCAGUAUCAGACUGUGUUGCUUCUGAGCUAUGGGCAGCGAAGGUCUUUGGCAUGUAUACAAGUUGGGCACGGAAGCAAGGUUGCAAGGUUGGAUUGAUUGAGAAGAUUUCUUCGAUGAGUGGCCAUGUCCGGACUUUAGCGAUGGAGAUUGAAUCAGAGUACAUGUUUGGCAUCCUUUCUAGAGAAAAAGGAAUGCAUCGAAUGACAUACUCUUCCCUUGAAAAUUCUGAUAAAUAUCAGGCCUUAUCAGCUAGAGUCGACGUAAUCCCCCUGUUCUUGGAUAGACCAGUUAAUCUUCACUUGGAUGACAAUGAUAUAGAGAUCGCUCCUUCACCUUCUGAAUGUAAGAAGCAAGAUAGUAGAAACUGUGCUGCUGUCAGGGUUCUACACAAACCAAGUGGAGUCACUGCUGAAAGUUCAGGUGAGAGAAGCUAUUUUGCAAACAAGCUAAAAGCUACGAGUAGGUUGAAAUUAAAGCUCCUUUUAAUAGCUAGAGAAUUGGGAGUAUCAGACAUGAAGAUUAUGAACAAACAAGCUAUAGAGUAUAAGUGCAGCGGUGGAACGCGAAGGUACACAUUUGGGCCUCAGAAGUUGGUCCAUGAUCUCAACACAGGCAUCCAGUUAUCAGAUUUGAACUUGGUUUUGGAAGGUGAAAUAGAACCAUUCAUCAGAGGCCGUAUUAUCGCCAGGCAAUGAUGAUACAGCUCAUUAAUCGAUUGAUUGUGCCCCCUCAUUGUGAUCCUGUACAUUUAUUUCUGUCCUUAUACAAACUACACCACAUCAAAAGAUGACCUCUGUAAAAUAUAUCACAUUUCAAGCCAAAAGGCAUGAUACCUUGUAUACAAAACAUUAAGUUCUUAGCAACAUCUGCUUCACUCCAUUACGACUAAUGCUCAUUCAUUCCUGAUGUAAUGAACCAGCCACUUGCGUUGUCACGCUCGUGCAUUGCGCU
Molecule: messenger RNA, 1777 nt
Organism: Panicum virgatum (switchgrass)
Lineage: Eukaryota; Viridiplantae; Streptophyta; Magnoliopsida; Poales; Poaceae
Product: peptide chain release factor PrfB3, chloroplastic-like
Exons: 6
Coding region: 769-1521 (250 amino acids)
Biological process (GO): translational termination
Source: RefSeq, a predicted model, not a curated record